This is a messenger RNA of Crotalus tigris (Tiger rattlesnake), 4896 nucleotides long. Its product is annotated as mitochondrial peptide methionine sulfoxide reductase-like. NCBI's taxonomy places the organism in Eukaryota, Metazoa, Chordata, Lepidosauria, Squamata, Viperidae. Gene Ontology annotation, cellular component: cytoplasm. The record is from RefSeq and is a predicted model, not a curated record. Gene Ontology annotation, biological process: cellular response to oxidative stress. Gene Ontology annotation, molecular function: peptide-methionine (S)-S-oxide reductase activity.
UUGGCCCGCGCAGCACGCUGGCGCUGCGAAGUGAUGACAGGGUCACACGUGGACGCUGGGUGGCUUCUUCAGGGGUAGCGCCGCGAUGCCGGGCAAGACGCAGAUGCCGAGUCUGGACCAGGCUCCGCCGGGCAGAUGCGAAGCCAUCGUAGUCCAAGCUGUCCAUGCCGUCAAUCAAAACCCAACAUAUCCUCCAUUUCCAGAAGGAAUGCAAAUGGCAAUAUUUGGCAUGGGAUGUUUCUGGGGAGCAGAAAUGUUUUGGAAGCUGUCGGGGGUCUUCUCCACACAGGUGGGAUUCUCAGGAGGCUUCACCGCCAAUCCUACCUACAAAGAAGUCCUCAGCGGGAUGACAGGACAUGCGGAAGUGGUCCGUGUAGUGUUUGAUCCACAGAAAAUCAGCUAUGAAAAACUCCUCCAAUUUUUCUGGGAGAACCAUGAUCCAACCCAAGGAAUGAAACAAUAUGAAGACAUUGGCACCCAGUAUCGCUCGGCCAUCUACGCUAUCGGAACAGAACAAUUGGUAUCUGCUUUAAGAUCCAAGGCAAUGUAUCAACAGGAGCUGGCUAAGAAGCAACUGGGACCAAUAACGACUGAGAUUCGGGAGGCUGGCGAAUUCUACUACGCCGAAGAUUACCACCAACAAUAUCUGCACAAAAACCUGGAUGGCUAUUGUGGCCUGCAAGGCACUGGUGUGGCCUGCCCCGUAGGCAAAUGAGAGUUCCCCAAUGGGAGUAUCCUUGGGAGCUACGGUAAUCAUAACCCUUGAACAGUUACUAUGGCACCCGGCGGCCUAGCAUCUUCGUAAUUCAACUGUGAUUUAGCAAUGGGGGCCUUUGUUCCCUUCUUUUAUGUCUUGUAGGACCCUGUAAGAUUUGGGGAUCAGGUCAAAAAUGGGCAGCCUGCUGGACGAAUUUGCUGUGGAUGUUAAUACUUUGUGUGGGAGAGAUAGAUAUAAUUUCCAUCCAACGCAGAUGUUUGGGAUCGCCUGACAAGGGGCUGAUAAAUAUACAUUAUGCAUUUAUCCUUUUCCUUACCAUCCCUAAGAAAACUGAUGGAGCCAUCUGUGAUUCCUCCAUCUUUGCAGUGAAUUUGGUUAUCCAGCACAGGCAGUCCUCAACUUACAACCACACUUGGGACUAGAAUAUCCAUUGCUAAGCAAAAUAGUCACUAAGUGAAUCAUGCCUGAUUUUACAAUCUUUUUUGCCUUGGUUGUGAAGCAAAUCACUACAGUUAACUGAAUCGUGCAGCCGUUAAGGGAAGGUCACAAAUGAAGGUCCCAUGAGGGUCCCAUCACAUGAGCCUGGGACGCUGCAACCAUCUUCUAUACAUGCCAGGUUGCCCAGCACCCAAGUUUUGAUCUCGUGACCAUAGGGAUGUUGCGAGAGUUGUAAGUACAAAUAUUAGUUGUAAGUCACCUUUUCAGUGCCUUUGUAAUUUGAAAUGAUCACCAAACAUGUAAGUCAAGAACUGCUGCAUUGGUCCCAACCCACUUCCUUAUCUUGCCCUCUGUCUGGGUUGGUAGGGCUUAGAGAAAGAAAACUCUGUAUACCCAAACUUUGCUCUUUUGAUCUGUAUCUGCAAUAGUGGCAAAUAUCUGUAGCUCGGUUGUAGGAUGAUAAAGGCUCGUUCUCUGAGCUUGUGGAUUGGUUUCUGAAUGUUUUGAUACCAGGCUAGGUAACAUCCUCAGCUGAGUUCAGGGGAUGUCAGAGUUCUGUUUAUAAGGGCUUCGGGUGUGGGUGUGUCAAGUGAGGGUCUUGUGAUGGCUCAGGUGUGAAUCAUCAGUGAGAGGCUUGUGAUGGGUCUUGGUUACAUCAGGCCAGGGUCACUGACACUGACAUCCCCUAAACUUCGCUGAAGAUGUCACCUAGCCUGGUAAUGAAACUUUCAGAAACCAACCCACAAGCUUGGAGAACGAACUUUCACCCUAAUUCUAAAUCUGGCACUUGCAAUGAAAAUCUACCUGUCACGCUACCUUCAAUCUACCUCUGCCCAAUGGAUCUUUACAUACUAAAUUCUUCGACAAGGUGCUUAUGAGCUGAACAGAUCUAUAGGCAUCCCUUUUGGCUUGGGACCACUUUCCCAUCUCUCUUCAUUUUUUUUACAAAAUGCAUUUAAAUAUCAUUUCUCUUUUUAGUUACAUUUGCUUGCUUUCUAGGAAAUGAGAAGUUUUGUCUUGUACAAUGGACAAUUUUGGGGACAAUUGUAAAGAAUUGGCAGUUCUUUUGAGAAAGGUGGAAGCUCUUCCUUAUGAAAGACGUUUGGCCAAAGUUCCCUUUAAAGCGCUUAGUUGCCCUCCACCACCAAAUUUUGGACCCUCAUUCUAGUGUUUUACUAAAGCUACAAAACCAUUGGACAGAGACCUAUCUGCUCCACAGAUGCCUUACAAAGUUGGGGUGCCCUCCAGCUGUCUGGAAUUCCCUAGUCAACAAUGCCAGUGCUAAGAAUUUGGGAGGGGGUCCCCACAUUUCUGGAGGAUACCUAUUUCUAGCCAACAGUCAUACACUCUAUUCCACACCUAGGAAGUUCUGAUCAGCUCUCUUAUUCUUGGUUGGCCAUGAAUGCAACUAUGUCUUCAGGAAUCCAUUAGAGUUGAGCGACCGAUAAAUGAAAUAAAUAGGUAUAUUUCAGUGUGAAUACUAAGCUGUGUGUCUAAAUUUAGUGUGGUGCAAAGAACAUACCACUUGCCUCGUCAUCAUGCCAGUAGUGAACACCACCUGGUGUAGAGCUGAUUCUCUCUAUGCCAAGCUCUGGUUCUUCUGUUAGGCAGAAACAGAUUUUGCACAAAGUCCUUUCCUUCUUUUCAAAGCAGGAAACCACAUCAUUUCACAAAAGUGCUUUGAAACAGAGUACCUCUGUUGUGAAGUUGAAUUUGGAAUUAAGCAUUCUUUAAAGUAGAGCUUUUAUAGCCCCCUGGCCACAUCCAGCCCUCUGGCCUUCUCUCAAGCCUGCGUGGAUCACUUUUAUUUUGAAAGUGACUGCCUUCAAAACUAAUUUAAUUUACAUAUGUGCAUGCAUGCAUGUCUACACACCUCACAGCCCUAUUGGUUUGGCCCUUCACACAGUUCCAGUUUCUCAUGUAGCCCCUUGGGAAAGUGUAUUACCCACCCCUGCUUUGAAGAGAUGCAGAGUCCUGGUGUGGUGGAAUGUGGUCUGGAUUCCCAGGGGAGAGGGGCUGCAUUCCAGAGCAGCAAAAGACAGCAAAGUUUAGAUAGUGGGAGAAAGAGUUAAAACAGCUGCUCUGUAAGUGUUCUCAGAGUAUAUUUAAUGGUGCAAGUAGCUGCUUCAGUUUGUCAAGAUUUCUGUCUGUAGGUGAAGAACCAUAAAGGAAAAUGCUUAGAAGAACCUCAACAUGUGUUUCUUAGUUUUUGGACCCUGACACCUGUCAAUUGCUCUCUGUUUUAUCCAAUUCCUGUACUUUUUGUUAGGACAUUAAAAUUGCCUUGUUCCCAAGCCUGAAUUUCAUGAUUGUAACACAAUCUCUCUGAUAUUAACAUGCAACACACAAUUUAAAAUGUAUAUGCUAUUCAUGGUAAAUAUCAAGUAUCAAAUUACUUGCAAGGCAAUUCAGAUUUUUGGAAGGUUGUGUUUUUUUUGUUUUUUGUUUACUUAAGUAAUGAUAUGCAGUACUGUUUUCUGCAGUCAGGUUGGAAUCCUAUAUCUUAAAAAAACAGAAUCCUUAUACAGAAAAAAAUGGUGCCACAAGAGGCAGGAUCAUCCACUUUGAGGAAACUCAAAUAUUUGCAAAAGUAUAAAGUAUCUUGGAGUAGGAAGGACUUACUGCACAGCUGGUGGUUUCGCCUCACUGCUUACAUGAUAAACCGCAUUUUUGUAUAGUAUGAUGGGCAGGCAAGUCAGCUUAGCUUCCUGCCAGUUGGCCAGCUUAGCUUCCAAGCCAGCUGGCCAAUGCAGAGCACCAAAAUUGGCAGCUAGCUGGCAGCCUUCGCAUUUCCUUAUUCUUCUCUUGGUUCAUGUGCUUUUCUCAGUAAGGUGGAAAGGAGACCCCAGCAGGCUUCCCUGGGAAGGGAGGGAGGUUGUGUGUGGCAUAGCCAUGUUAUUGUUAUUGCAACAAUAACCACAGUGCCUUUCCAUAUCGGGAAGAGAGGACCAUCACAGGAGAAUCCUCAUGAAAACAGACUGCUACAACACUCCCAAAAUGCAGCAAAAUUCUGAGUGCAACUUUUCCCCUGGCACAAGAGCUGAGUCAACUUCUGAAGCUCACCGGAAACUGCAGAGAUUCAUGGGGCUAUACAAAGCAAAUCAGCCUCAGAGCUACACAGAGUCCUUGCCUUAUGACCAAACUGGGACCAGAAUUUCUGUUGCUAAGCAAGGUGGUCAUUAAGUGGGUCGCACCUUCUAUGUUUGCUAUGGUGGUUAAGCGAAUUGCUGCAGUUGUUAAGUGAAUGGCAGGUUCGUUAAGAAAAUCUGGUGUUCUGUAUUGACUUUGCUUGUCAGAAGCUGGCUGAGAAAGUCACAAAUGGUGACCACUUGACUCCGGGAUGCUAAACUGUCAUAAAUGCACAUCGGUUGGCAAGCACCCAAAUUUUGAUUGGAGAUGCUGUCGUGGUUGAGGAUUGGUCAUAAGUCAGUCUUUUCAGUGCCAUUGUAACUGAGCAGUCGCUAAAUGAAUAGUUGUAAGUUGGGAACAUCAUUCGCCUGCAUGGAAGGGCCCCGAAGAUGCUUAGGUUACAGGUGUGAUUGUGACUCUAGUGGCUAUUGGUAGAAGAAAGAGAAUUGGAAGAGAAUGUCCCAUGAUAAGACAUGAUAGGCAGGGCAAAAAGCAACGGAUGGAAACUGAUCAAGGAGAAAACCAACCUGGAACUAAGAAGAAUUUUCCUGACAGUUACAACAAUUAAUCAGGCGAAUGGUUUGGCUUCAGAAGUUGUGGGUGCUCACUCA